This is a messenger RNA of Lampris incognitus (smalleye Pacific opah), 537 nucleotides long. RefSeq names its product PRA1 domain family, member 2 (gene praf2). The record is from RefSeq and is a predicted model, not a curated record. The transcript is spliced from 3 exons. Lineage: Eukaryota; Metazoa; Chordata; Actinopteri; Lampriformes; Lampridae. Gene Ontology annotation, cellular component: membrane. The coding region runs from base 1 to 537 and encodes 178 amino acids.
AUGGCAGACGUGCAGCCGCCACCCCUCCGGGCCUUAGACGAUUUUAUUCGGGGUUCAGCCCGAUUCGCCGCGCCAGAUGUUCGUGACUUAGACCGAUGGAAUAAUCGAAUGAUCAAUAAUUUGCUGUACUAUCAGACCAAUUACUUCAUGUGUGUACUGGGCUUUCUGCUCGUUGUAGGGUAUUUCCAGCCCUUCCAGCUCUUUGUCGGGGCGACAGUGGUCACUCUUCUGUUCCUGGGCUUCAUCUGGGCAGCUGAGAACCAGGUUCCUAUUCGUCGCUUCCGUAGAAACCACCCGUCAAUCGCCCUGCUGGCCAUCCUGCUUGUCAGCUGCCUCUUCCUGUCCGUGCUGGGGGGCGUGGCUGUGUUCCUGUUUGGGAUAGCCCUGCCUAUAUUGAUGGUUUUGCUCCAUGCAUCGGUGAGGUUGCGCAGCCUGAAGAAUAAGCUGGAGAACAAGCUGGAGAGUAUUGGACUGAAGAGAACUCCCAUGGGCCUCCUGCUGGAGGCGCUGGGCCAGGAACAGGAGGCCGGUUCCUAG